GAGAAAUACACUGUAGUGCUGAGGGAAAAUCCGGCAUUUCUGAGCGUAAGUCGACGCGUAAAUGUCGCUUUUGGUUGCCAUCAGAUGACCUGAGUCCCUGUUCGGAUCGACUUCAUUUGAGUUUUUCCUCGGAUGUCAUGGCGUACUCCCAGCUCGGAUACUCCACCUCACCACAGUUUUUAAUGACGUCCGGCACACUGGCCAGCUGUCUGGAACCUGCGUCCCCUCCUUCUUACCCGGUGCUGCGCUCCCCCGCGCACCAGCUCAGCCAGCACGCUCCUCCUGCGGCCAUCUACAGCAGCUCUUGCCACAAAAGUCAAGGUUACUACAGCCCCUGCUCCGCUGACUUCGGUGCUCUCUAUUCCAGAGGCCAAUUGGAACCCAAAAUUGGAGCUGCAUCUUCCACCUACUAUCCUUAUGACUAUGCAUUUGGACAAUACUCCCAUGAAAGAUAUGGCUACUCCUCGAACGACGGUGCUUCCCGACGUAAAAAUGCCACAAGAGAGACUACCGGCACCCUAAAGGCCUGGUUGCAGGAGCAUCAGAAGAACCCGUAUCCCACCAAGGGGGAGAAGAUAAUGCUUGCUAUCAUCACCAGGAUGACUCUCACCCAGGUGUCCACCUGGUUUGCAAAUGCUCGCAGGAGGUUGAAGAAGGAGAACAAGGUGACCUGGUCUCCAAGGGCUUGCAAAGGCUCAGACGACCGCGGGUGUGAUGAAGACAGUGAUGAAGCAGAGAAGUUACUGAAGGGUGAAAAAGAUGGAACUGAUCCACAGUGUUCAGACCAGCAGAGCGAUCUUGAGGAGUUCGAUCUACUGGAGUCUGACGCUUCCGACUGUGAGCCCAAGUCUCAAAUUCACACUGAAGACAUCUGCGCAAAGGUCUUGCAUUCUCAUCCCAGUCUUGAUGUGGACUUAAUGAAAGGCACGGAGCGGUUGUCUCCUGACUGCCGCAAGCCUUCGCCGAUCCUCGACCAAAACGCAACCUUCUACCCAGAAAGUACAGACAAUAAGCCCAAAAUCUGGUCCAUUGCUCACACUGCUGUGGACAACAGGAUGCAGGAAGAGUAUCCGCCCUGCAUGUUGUCUGCCACAGGCUCCACCUCUCCUGUGUAUCACGCGAACAUGGAGCUGACCAGGGCAGAAGCACAACAUGAGUCACCGGUCACCACGCUACGAGAAUGGGUGGACGAAGUCUUUCACUCGCCUCCGUUCAAACAAUCCAAACCCUCAGGGUCGUGGAAAUGUUUUAAUGACUCACAAGAACACAACUUUGAACUCGUCAGAUCAUCUCUGUAGUGGUCGACCAGGUUUUUUUCUGGACUUCUGAACUCAGAUUUCUAUGUUCCGAUCCAACAGUCACUUGUGUUUGGUGUGUUCAUGUUUGCCUGUCAUCACUGCACACAAUCACACUGGACAUUGUGGUACUCGUGUCUGAUGAUUCUGGUUGAACCUCGUCUUUGAAUCUGCUGGCUGUGGUGAAAAGCAACAAGCAAACAGCCACAC
This is a messenger RNA of Synchiropus splendidus (mandarinfish), 1505 nucleotides long. RefSeq names its product iroquois homeobox 4b (gene irx4b). Gene Ontology annotation, biological process: cell development; regulation of transcription by RNA polymerase II; neuron differentiation. Gene Ontology annotation, molecular function: RNA polymerase II cis-regulatory region sequence-specific DNA binding; DNA-binding transcription factor activity, RNA polymerase II-specific. The transcript is spliced from 6 exons. Gene Ontology annotation, cellular component: nucleus. The record is from RefSeq and is a predicted model, not a curated record. NCBI's taxonomy places the organism in Eukaryota, Metazoa, Chordata, Actinopteri, Syngnathiformes, Callionymidae. The coding region runs from base 138 to 1298 and encodes 386 amino acids.